AUGAUGAAAUAUAAAAGUUCAUCAAAGUUUAUAAUUAAAAAUUUGGAAUUAUAUAAAAUAUAAAAAGCUUUAUAACAUUAUAUAAUAUAAUAUCACUUAACAAGAUAUUAUGACAGAAUUAAAGAAUAUGCAAAUAAAUAAACAAAGAUUUAAUAGAAUAGCAAUUAAAAUGAUUACAAAAAGUUCUUCUAACCUAAAUUAAACAUAGAUUACGAAGAAAACACCAAAAAAAAGAGAAACAAUCUUAAGAUAUAUUCUAAAGAUAUGAAAAUAUUUUAUUUAAGAGUUACAAUAAGAUGA
Messenger RNA from Paramecium pentaurelia, 300 nucleotides. The record is from the annotation of a GenBank genome assembly. NCBI's taxonomy places the organism in Eukaryota, Ciliophora, Oligohymenophorea, Peniculida, Parameciidae.